GGAAGCCCAUGGUUGUUUCCGGGAGGAGCGGAGAAGAAGACGCUCACUUCCGGCGGAAGGAGGCUUUUCUGGAGGGAUGGAGGAGGCAGAGGAGCUGCUCUCCGGGGGCGAGAGACUGCAGUGCGCCCCCGACCCGCGCCUGGGCCCGGAAUUAGGAUGGAUCCCUUCUGGACAAGGCUUUGCUCGAGGCCUCAAAGAUUUCCCGCCCGGGCCGACCCGGGCCUUCCUCGCUCUAAAGAGCCUUCCCCGGGGCUUGGCCCUUGGCCCUUCACUCGCCGAGGAACCGUGUUUGGGGGUCUGGUGUGUCGGGGAGCCCCUGCAGCCGGGACUGCUCUGGGGGCCUCUGGAAGAGGAGUCUGUCUCCAAGCAGAAGGAGGAAGGAGUGAAACUACGGCUGGAGGAGGACGUGUCACUAGGCCCAUGGGGAGACGUGUGUGCUUGUGAGCAGAGUUCAGGCUGGAUCAGUCUGGUGCAGCAGGGCAGGCUGGAAGGUGAGGGAAACGUAGCCCUGGUGCGGAUCAACGAGAAGCUCCAUCUGCAGGUGUACCGGGUUGUGCUGCCAGGCUUUGAGUUGCUGCUGUGGCCCCAGCCUCCCUCUGAUGGCCUGAGCCCCACCCAGCCCAGGCUAGAAGAAGAGGCAGCCAUGGCUGUGGUGACCGAAGUGGACUCCGCUUCACAACAGGAAGUGGACUCCCCUGGGGAGGAUGCAGCAGAACCUUGGACAGAUCCCGGUCACCAGUCACCCCCCAGCAUCCAGGCAGAGAAUAUGGUAAGCCCCGGACCUAAGCCUCAAACCCAGGAUCAACUUCCUGAGGAGAGCCAACCACUUGGCCUGCUCCCUCGGGGUGGCAGCAUGGAUGAGGAGGAUCCACCCCAGACACAGAUGUCACCUGAACCUCAGAGCAGCUCCACUACCCAGCAGGGCCCAGAGAGUAGUGAGGCCAGUUCCUCGUCUUCUGCCAGGGCCACCCACCUGCAUGCUUACCUGGUCAAGAAGUUAUGUGGCCCCAGUGAGCAGUGCCCACCCAGAGCAAAGACCUCAGAGUUCAGGGCCCAGCAGGCUGGGGAGCAGCAACAGGCCGGCCUCCCUGCAUGCUUGCGGAGCCCUCCUGGCCCAGGAGGAAGCCCCCCAAAACAGAGACGACGAUACCGGUGUGGGGAGUGUGGCAAAGCCUUCCUGCAGCUGUGCCACCUGAAGAAGCAUGCGUUCGUGCACACAGGCCACAAACCCUUCCUUUGCACUGAGUGUGGCAAGAGCUAUAGCUCAGAGGAGAGCUUCAAAGCCCAUAUGCUGGGCCACCGUGGAGUGCGACCCUUUCCUUGCCCACAAUGCGACAAGGCCUACGGCACCCGGCGAGACCUCAAAGAGCACCAGGUGGUACAUUCAGGUGCCAGGCCCUUUGCCUGUGACCAGUGUGGCAAGGCCUUUGCCCGCCGGCCCUCCCUGCGACUGCAUCGCAAGACCCACCAGGUGCCGGCGGCCCCUGCCCCGUGCCCGUGCCCUGUGUGUGGGCGCCCCCUGGCCAACCAGGGCUCUCUGCGCAACCACAUGCGACUCCACACAGGAGAAAAGCCCUUCCUGUGCCCACACUGUGGCAGGGCGUUCCGCCAGCGGGGCACCCUGCGUGGUCACUUGCGGCUGCACACGGGGGAGCGUCCUUACCGCUGCCCGCACUGUGCCGAUGCCUUUCCGCAGCUGCCUGAGCUGCGGCGCCAUCUUAUCUCUCACACCGGGGAGGCCUACUUGUGCCCUGUGUGUGGGAAGGCCCUCCGAGACCCACAUACACUGCGUGCUCAUGAGCGUCUGCACUCAGGGGAGAGGCCCUUCCCGUGCCCCCAGUGUGGCCGUGCUUACACACUGGCCACCAAGCUGAGGCGCCACCUCAAGUCCCACCUGGCCGACAAGCCCUAUCGCUGUCCCACCUGUGGCAUGGGCUACACCCUCCCCCAGAGCCUCAAGCGACACCAGCUCAGUCACCAGCCUGGGGCACCCUCCAGCCCACCCAGUGUGCCACCUGCUGCUUCCGAGCCCACCGUGGUACUGGUGCAGACUGAGCCAGAACUGCUAGAUACAUGCAGCGAACAGGACGUCUCCCCAGCCCGGGAUGUCUUCGAGGUCACCAUUUCUGGGAGCCAGGAGAAGUGCUUUGUGGUGCCUGAGGAGCCAGGCCCCGCCUCCAGCCUGGUGCUCAUUCAUAAGGACAUGGGCUUUAGUGCCUGGGCAGAAGUGGUGGAGGUGGAGACAGGCACCUGACCCCCUCACCUCCUUCAGCAGAGUUUUACAUAAAGCUAGUGUUUUCUGGCUGCCGGGCACCUGCGUCUUUCUCUUUGGAUUGCCUGACGGAGUCUAGUCUAUUCUGAGAAGCAGGUCGGGGAUUUCCCUUCCUGUUUAUGGACCACCACAUUGUUUCCCAAGACCGUAAGGUAAACCUGUUCUAGAUUUAAGAGCUUUUUACUGCCUUCCGGUAGAGCAUGUUCUACCUCCUUCACCAGGAACUGCUCAGGGUGCUUGUUCUUUAAACACAACGGGAGUGACCCCACCCAGUGAGGUAGGGAGCUGGCAGCCGGACUGCCCUGCCCGGGUGCUUAGUGCUGGCAUCAUCGCUCCGCCCCCCCCCCCCUGGAGCUCCCUGAGGGACAGGCACUUUCAUCUAGAACUAGACGGAAUGAUUGGAGGGUUAAAAUGCCAGAGGCUGAGCUCAGCUCAUAGUUCCCUCUAACUCAGGCUGUAGGUGGUUUUGGCAGACUUUUUCACCAUCUAGGGGCUGUGAAGUUGGUUUUCUUUCUGUGCUGAUAGACACCAGACUCACUGGAGGCAGCUAGGGCCAGAUCUGAACCCUUCUGUGGGCUUGGGCCACCCAAGAAAGAGUCUGCUCACAGACUCCCAUCCUGAUAUGCAUAGACCAUAAACCAGCACCCUGGGUGCCGGGAUACAGCUGUGAGCAAGACUGAGGCGAUGCCUUUUACAGAUGGGCAUCGGGGACAGUGUCCGCAAGGAAUAAUAAUGAUUAAAUAAACACUCCACCCUGA
This is a messenger RNA of Herpailurus yagouaroundi (jaguarundi), 3030 nucleotides long. It is a transcript of the gene ZNF408, whose product is annotated as zinc finger protein 408. The record is from RefSeq and is a predicted model, not a curated record. The transcript is spliced from 5 exons. Bases 77 to 2254 code for a protein of 725 amino acids. Gene Ontology annotation, cellular component: nucleoplasm. Gene Ontology annotation, biological process: regulation of transcription by RNA polymerase II. Gene Ontology annotation, molecular function: DNA-binding transcription repressor activity, RNA polymerase II-specific; protein binding; RNA polymerase II cis-regulatory region sequence-specific DNA binding. Lineage: Eukaryota; Metazoa; Chordata; Mammalia; Carnivora; Felidae.